UUGCGCAUCCUUCUGCUGCUGCUCCAGAGCGCUUCGGGGAGGGCGAAGCGAGCCGGAUUGCGAGCUCAGCCGCCGAGUGCCAGACGCCAUGCCUGUAUCGGAUCCGCGGGGGGAUGCAGGCCGGUGGGCCAACGUCAGCUACCGGGUACGCCAGCCAAAUGCCGUCGAACCGGCACCCAGGAGGAAGAAACAAAGUUGGUUUCACAAAUUUUGCCGGUGCUGCGCGGGCCACCGGGAUGACAGCGACUGGACACCGGCGCCUGGCGAAGUCCCGGGAGCCCGGCGGACGGAUCCCGUCAUCCGGGAGGGCAUGCUGGUCAUCAAAAAGAUUGAUUUAAUGAGCAGCCGCACGGGCACCAACCGAUGCGCCCAUCACACCGACGAGUACGAGUACAACAACCUGAUCAUCCGCCGUGGGCAGCCCUUCGAGAUGAAGCUUCACUUCCAGCAGCCUUUCGAUUACGAGGACCACCGGAUCUGCCUCGAGUUCCUGGUCGGCCCCAACCCACAAGCCUCGAAGGGCACCCACAUUCUGGUACCCGUCGGCGGUUCCAUGCCCGGCAUGGGCUGGUCAGCGGAAAUGACCAGCUCGGACGACGACACCAUGUCUAUCCGAGUUUGCCCCUCGCCCAGAGCGGUGAUCGGCAAGUACCAGUUCAGCGUGAAGACCCGAAGCAAGGCGGGCGAGUACGCCGCGCCCUUCGACCCCAACAACGAGGUGUACAUCCUCUUCAACCCCUGGUGCCCAGAGGAUUCCGUCCACAUGCAACAGAGCGACUGGCUAAAGGAAUACGUGCUGAACGAAACGGGAAGAAUUUAUUACGGGACGGAAAGUCAGAUCGGCGAGCGAACAUGGAACUACGCGCAGUUUGACCACGGGAUCCUGGAUGCUUGUUUGUUCAUGCUGGAUAAGCGGGGGAUGCCUCACGCAAGCCGAUCCGAUCCGAUCAUGGUUUCCCGCGUCGUCUCGGCCAUGGUGAACUCUCUAGACGACAACGGUGUUCUGGUCGGAAACUGGACGGGGGAUUACUCCCGCGGCACCAACCCUUCGGCCUGGGUGGGCAGCCGAGACAUCCUGCUGAAGUACCUCCGUACCGGUUACCCCGUCCUCUACGGGCAGUGCUGGGUGUUUGCGGGCGUCGUGACCUCAGGUAACUGGUGUUCGCUGUUGACGUGGGGAGGGUUGCGGAAAAGAAAAGAAGCAAGAACAUCAGGGAUAGGGGGCC
Pantherophis guttatus is the source of this 1226-nucleotide messenger RNA. Lineage: Eukaryota; Metazoa; Chordata; Lepidosauria; Squamata; Colubridae. The record is from RefSeq and is a predicted model, not a curated record.